UUUUAAGCGGAAAAGAGGGCAAAAUAUUGAAACCUUUGCAAAAAGGAAUUGUUGUAUCGUUUGGAGGUAAAGCUAAGUAGGGUUUUGCGCAUAUCUAUCUCCCGAGUGAAAGUCGAAAAUUGUUAUCUGUGGAGAUGGGAAGAGAAGCAGUGAAGCCGCAACAACAACAAGGUCAAGCAGCUGGUUACACAGUGGAGCAACUCGUUGCAUUCAAUCGUUACAAUCCCGAUAUUCUUCCAGAUCUCGAAAACUAUGUCAAUGAUCAGGUUUCAUCACAAACUUAUAGCCUCGAAUCAAAUCUCUGCCUUCUUCGCCUCUACCAGUUUGAACCUGAGAAAACGAGUUCACAGAUUGUAGCUCGCAUAUUGGUUAAGGCACUCAUGGCUAUGCCGGCUCCAGACUUCAGCUUGUGUCUCUUUUUGAUUCCGGAACGUGUGCAAAUGGAGGAGCAGUUCAAGACACUGAUUGUUCUGUCUCACUAUUUGGAGACUGGAAGAUUUCGUCAGUUCUGGGAUGAAGCAGCAAAAAGUCGUCACAUAGUUGAAGCUGUGCCUGGAUUUGAGCAGGCAAUCCAAGGUUAUGCAAUUCAUGUCCUAUCCUUGACUUACCAAAAGAUUCCUAGAACUGUUCUUGCUGAGGCAAUCAACAUAGAAGGUUUAUCCCUGGACAAAUUCCUUGAACACCAAGUAGCCAACUGUGGCUGGGUUAUUGAGAAAAGCCAGACCAGGGGUCAACUCAUUGUGCUUCCUAGAAAUGAAUUUAAUGACCCAAUUUUGAAGAAAAACACUGCAGACAGUGUACCAUUGGAGCACGUUACUCGCAUCUUCCCUAUUCUUAGCUGACUUUCCUAUCGUGGACUGUGAAUUUUCUUUGGAGAAGAUGUGCGAAUUUGAGAUUAGUUGCAGUGACGUUUUGCAGAAUCCCAUCCCCUUUGAUGCUUCGAAUUGAGAAUUAGUGAACAGCUAUUGUAUUUUACUCUUAACGAUUUGCAUUUAAGUUUGAAAUUUAACUUGCUUUUUUAUCAUGCUUUAAUAUUCGUCGGGACUAAUUCCUUUAAUGGAUAGGCCCUUCUCUUUAAUGUGCCUAUUCGGAGAGGGUUUGUACCACACAAGAUUGUUAUAGAGGGAAUAUCAAAUUUUGGUGUAGUUUUUUGUUUCUA
Messenger RNA from Cicer arietinum (chickpea), 1159 nucleotides. RefSeq names its product eukaryotic translation initiation factor 3 subunit K. NCBI's taxonomy places the organism in Eukaryota, Viridiplantae, Streptophyta, Magnoliopsida, Fabales, Fabaceae. The record is from RefSeq and is a predicted model, not a curated record. Gene Ontology annotation, molecular function: ribosome binding; translation initiation factor activity. Gene Ontology annotation, biological process: regulation of translational initiation. Gene Ontology annotation, cellular component: cytoplasm; eukaryotic translation initiation factor 3 complex.